CAACCCCUCGGAGUUGGCGCGCGCGGAGUGGGGCGUGUGGAACGAUAGGAGGAGGGUGUUUCCUCGUGUGUUGGCCUCGAGGAUAUACUGAGCGACGCACGAGCUCGGAACUUCAGUCUCGAAGCGACGUGCGCUACCCUCGUUGGGAUACGCGGUGUCGCUCACGCGCGAUUAUCAUGCUUGAGAAACGUGCUAUGUGUUCGUACAGACGACAGGUGCAACCCCUUCUGAUGCUCGCUGCUUUUCUCGUUGGCGUCCGAACGGAGAUUGUCGACCCAAACUUUAAGGAACCAAUUGCCAACGUGACUGCCCCCGUCGGUAGGGAAGCGAUUCUGUCGUGUGUCGUACAGGAUCUGGCAGGAUACAAGGUGGCUUGGUUACGAGUGGAUACGCAAACCAUACUGACGAUAGCGAAUCACGUGAUAACGAAGAACCACAGAAUCUCGGUAUCUCAUAGUGACCACCGUACGUGGUUUCUCCACAUACGCGAAGUCAGAGAAUCUGACCGAGGAUGGUAUAUGUGUCAGAUCAACACAGAUCCUAUGAAGAGUCAGAUAGGUUAUCUCGAAGUUGUCGUUCCGCCAGACAUUUUGGACGAUGAAACAAGUACCGACAUGGUUGUACGAGAAGGAAGCGAUGUGACCUUACGAUGUUCAGCAACGGGUUCUCCUGCACCAAACAUUACUUGGCGUCGUGAAGAUGGUCAGCAAAUUCUACUCGGAAAUGGAGAAAAAGUGAUGAACGUGGAAGGGGCACACUUCAAUAUUACCAAGGUAAAUCGAUUGCACAUGGGCUCGUAUCUCUGCAUCGCGACCAAUGGCGUACCACCAUCAGUCAGUAAAAGAAUCAUGCUGAUCGUUCACUUUCCACCAAUGAUUUGGGUACCAAAUCAGUUAGUAGGUGCUCAGGAAGGGCAGUUAAUGACGUUGGAAUGUCUCUCGGAAGCUUAUCCGAAAUCUAUCAACUAUUGGACCAGAGAAAAUGAUGAGAUCGUACCCCAAGGAGGAAAAUACGAGCCAAUUUUAUUGGACAACAAUUAUAAGGUUCAUAUGAAGUUAACUAUACACUCAGUGAAUACUUCGGAUUAUGGUUCGUACAAAUGUGUUUCAAGAAAUUCAUUGGGCGACACCGAUGGAAGUAUCAGUGUAUACGCGAUACCUUCCGGUUCUGGUUCCAAUAGCAACACAGGCAAUGAUACAAAGUACAAAGGAAAACUGAGACAAAAUUCUGGGAACAAUAUUCUCGAAGGGAACCAAGAUAUGUUAAAGGAACGAGAUUUGAAACUUCGUAGCCGAAAGAAAAACGGCGAUGGGACUGAUGAUUACGAAGAUUCGAGUUCAACGACGAGGAAAAGACACUUCAUCCUGCUUGAAAGUCAUAUCACGAUCCCGGUCAGCAUAUCGUCGUACUCCCACGGCGAAUUCUCGCGAAUCGUCACGGAACUUGGCGAAUCCUCUUGUCAAAAUUACCGCUCAGGGACUUUAAUUCAAGAUUAAUGCUGACCACACAUGUUCGCUUGUAUUAUAAUGUAAUAAUCUAUAACAAUGUGUAGGAGGCAAGUAAAACGAAAUAAUGGUCCAUUUUCUUGGCGAGUUUCGAGAACAAUUUGUUGUCUCACUUUAUCGAGAUCUCGCAAGUUUAUUCGUUAGCGAAGCGACCGAAGGUUUUUCUUGAAGGUAGAAUCCUUCCUUAUAGCUACUCGACUGCCAUCAGUCCGUGUUUUUCCAUGCUCGUCCUUUUUAAACAAUCUUUUUUUUUCUUUCGAAAUUUCAAGAGACGCUUUUCCAAAAAAAUACAAUAUAUCGAAGGACGUGAGUUAAUCGAUAGUUUGAGGACGGAAGGAUGUUUGAUCAGGAAGGACGUUAUUAUCUUUCGAAAGAAACGCAAAUUAAUUAUAUUAAAGUUCAUUUUCGACUACAUACUGUAAGUUGAAUGUAAGAAUUUUUAUUAAGUCGUAUGAAUCUUUAAUAACGUGAUAUACGAAGGAUAUUGCGAAUGAUGAAAUUAAUUAUACAAAAUAAAAUUUCUAUAAAAAAUUAAAGGAACCAAGGCAAGUAAUCGUCUUUCUUGAGUGAAAAACCUUAGAAGUAGUUUAUGAUGUCCCUUCUAACUUUCUUGAUUACAAUAUCAGAAAUUGAACAGCCAAUGUAAUUGUACUCGAAUUAAUCCAAUUAAUUAGUCUCACUUUUGUCGAAAGGCUAAGUAUAUAUGAUGACAUCAUCGUGAAAUAAAAGAAUGGUCAACUAAGAUAAUUCAUUUGAUAUGAAAAAAAAACAGCAUUAGAAAUUCAACGAAAAAAAAAAAAAGAAAUCGUCGCAUGACUUUGAAAAAGAUAUAUUGUAAAAAGAUCACUAUGAUACUGAUCCAGGACGACGAUACCCUAUCGACUUGCCGUAUUGUUUUACACAUGUACACAUAAUAAUUGAUAACGAAAAAACGAUAAGCGUGAAGAAUACUGUGUAUAGAUUUAUCUAAUAAUGUACUAAUUAGCCAUUGUACACGAAACUCGGAUUAUAACAGUCAAUGCUUCAAAUCGCACCACUAAACCUCCUACGAAUUCCCAGACACGUAAUUUUUAGUUCACCGAAAGGAUAAGGCUGUUUAUUAGUCGACACGAUUAAAGAAUUAUUGGAAGACUGUAUGAGGGUAUAAUUUUUUUAAACAGAUGUGCCCUUUUAAUCAUUUCGAUGAUUGAUGAUCGACGCUUCGUGCGGACGAUAAGGCUUUAUCGUUUGUACGCGUGCAGAUACAUACACACACAAACACGAAUACAAGUAUUGUACAUAUGAGAGUAAGUGAAUAUUGUCAUAAUCAGUAUGAAAAUGUGCGAAUAAUUUUGAGAAUGAUGAGACGUUCUUUACAAUGAGCCGUUUUGAAUUUUUAACUUUUCUAUUUGUUUUCUAUCUUUUUUUGAUUAAUUGAUUCUUUUUCCUAUCUAUAUGUAUAAAAAACAUCACGAUGGAAUAAUUAAAUCUAUAUCAGGAAUUAUAUCACAAUAACCAUGUCCGAUGUAUUCAAAGCAAAGCGGCUCAUUCCUAUCGAAUUGAUCGAUAACGUGAAUUUUUAAACGUUUGUAUAUAGAUAAAGUAGCAAGAAAUGCGUGUAUAUGUGCUUGCGUGAGAAAAGAAGUAAUAGGCGAAACAAAUUAUUUUUAAAUUUCGUAUCGAUAUCAUUAUAAUCUAAUAAGUUAAUUUGAUUAUUAAAUAAUCUGUUUGUCACAUACGUAAUAGAAAUUUUGAGAUGGUAUGCUCUAAAGAAAAUCAAGAUAACUUAUCAAAACACGAAACUGUCAGAGUUCGUUGCGAAACGUUUGAUACUAAACGCACGAUGGAAAUGAAACCAAUAGAUUGGUGCCAUAUGUGCGUACUCUUAACAAGUUAUUAUAAGUUAUAAAUAUUCGUAUAAUUUUAUAGUAUUGCGCGAAUAAUAUUUAAUGGACUUGACCUCGUAAGUCUUUACAUUAUCGGACAAUAGUAAGUGGGAAACAAGAGAAACAAAGAUAAUGUGUAAGGCGAAAAUCAUAAGUUACAAUUAUCAUACCUCUGGAUAUAUUUUGUUUAAUUCAACGUUAUACGGAUCAUAAAACCAGAAGCAAUAC
Vespula pensylvanica (western yellowjacket) is the source of this 3598-nucleotide messenger RNA. RefSeq names its product neurotrimin-like. Lineage: Eukaryota; Metazoa; Arthropoda; Insecta; Hymenoptera; Vespidae. Gene Ontology annotation, cellular component: neuron projection. The record is from RefSeq and is a predicted model, not a curated record. The transcript is spliced from 11 exons. The coding region runs from base 177 to 1496 and encodes 439 amino acids.